UUUUGCAAAGUUAGAAUUCAUUUCUCGUAGUUUAAAUUAAGUUAAGAGUAUUGCUCCAAAAUGAACCAAAACAAAAAGUUCAAGAUGAACAAACCUUUUGCAUUUCCAUCGGUCACAUUUUCAUUCCAAAUUUGACAGAUUCUAACGACAAUACAUAAAGGUAAUUGAAAAAAAAAAAAGCAGAACUGAAUUUCGAUUACGGGAUUCUUCACUUACCUCAAUCGUGUCAAAAUCACUUGGGAAAAAAGUACUUCGCAUUCCUCAAUGGUGUCAAAAUCACUUAGGUAAAAAGGACCUUCAACUUGAGGGGAAAAAACAAAGAAAAAAGAAGAAAAGUCAAGGACUCUGUAGCAGGAAGGAAGAACAGCAGCAGCCAUGACUGUUUCAUCUUCUCUUUCUGUUGCCAAAAGUGGCAGCGUCCUCAUCGUCGGUGCCACCGGUUUCAUCGAGGCCAUUGGAGAAGUUGGAACAGUUAAGAGGUUUUUGCCGUCGGAGUUUAGACAUGAGGUGGACAGGGCUGAUCCGGUGGAACCAGGGCUCACCAUGUACUUGGAGAAACGCAAGGUUAGACGUUGGGUCGAGGAAUCUGGGGUGCCCUAAACUUACUUUGCUGCAACUAGAUUGCUUCUUGGCCCUAAUUUGACAACACCCACCCUUCUGAGUUCUGCCACCAUUAAAGCGGGCUAUUUUUUUUUUUUUUUGGAGCACGUUGAUAUUUUUAGACUAAAAAGAGGAGGAGUUAAGCAAAACUAUACAAUAAACAGUUUAAUUUGGUAUUAAAUUCGUUAUCUACGAGAUUCGUAGAUAAACGUUGUGUGUGUGAAUUUAUUUUUAUUUUUAUUUUUAUUUUUUUCUGAACGAACGUUGUGUGUGUGAAUUUGUAGCAAAUAUUUGAUCCACCUAAAUAGGAGAGAUUCGUAGGACUCGCUGUUGCUAAUAUUCAA
Malus domestica (apple) is the source of this 944-nucleotide messenger RNA. RefSeq names its product leucoanthocyanidin reductase-like. NCBI's taxonomy places the organism in Eukaryota, Viridiplantae, Streptophyta, Magnoliopsida, Rosales, Rosaceae. The record is from RefSeq and is a predicted model, not a curated record.